Molecule: messenger RNA, 552 nt
Organism: Geodia barretti
Lineage: Eukaryota; Metazoa; Porifera; Demospongiae; Tetractinellida; Geodiidae
Source: the annotation of a GenBank genome assembly
AUGAUGGAUAGUUCAAACACACAGCCUGCCGCUCCCAACCUGCUGGUCAACGCCCGUGACAUCGGCGUGCGGCUCGGCGAACGCUGGAUCAUCCGGCACGUGGACCUCAAGGUGGCUCCCGGCGAGUUGGUCUACAUCAUCGGCGCCAACGGCGCCGGCAAGUCCACCUGCGUCAAGGCCGUCCUCGGGUUGAUCGACAUCACCGAGGGACGCGUGACGCGGGCGCCAUCGCUUGAGGUGGGCUAUGUUCCGCAGAGGCUGCAGCGGCUGAUGCUGGCGCGGGCGCUGAUUCACCGGCCCGAUCUGCUGGUCCUCGACGAACCGGAACGGGGCGUCGAUGCCACCGGAACGGACGUCGUCUAUGAGCUGAUCGAAGGGAUCCGCCGGGACCUCGGCUGCGGCGUCCUGAUCAUCUCCCACGACCUCAAGAAGGCCAUGGACACCGGCGACGACCUCGUGGUCCUGGUGCCUCACGAACACGACGACCCGCCUUUCGGCAUCCAGCGCUUCCAGGGGCUCGACGCGAAUCGCGGGGACGCCCCCCCGGGCUGA